Messenger RNA from Ordospora colligata OC4, 2568 nucleotides. Its product is annotated as putative P-loop ATPase/acetyltransferase fusion protein. The transcript has a single exon. NCBI's taxonomy places the organism in Eukaryota, Fungi, Microsporidia, Ordosporidae. Gene Ontology annotation, cellular component: 90S preribosome; nucleolus. Bases 1 to 2568 code for a protein of 855 amino acids. Gene Ontology annotation, biological process: rRNA acetylation involved in maturation of SSU-rRNA. Gene Ontology annotation, molecular function: tRNA binding; 18S rRNA cytidine N-acetyltransferase activity. The record is from RefSeq and is a predicted model, not a curated record.
AUGACAUCUGUGCAUGAUGGGACGAUUCAAAGCUUUUUUGAGAUGAACAGCAGAAGAAACCACAGAUCGUUUGUAGCAGUGAUGGGGGAAGGAGGAAAAGACAAGCUGGGACAGAUACACAAGGCAUUGCAGGACAAUUCGUUUGGAACAGUUGGCGCAAUAGUGUGGUGUCACAAAAACGAUGUGGUGAAGAAAAUGAACAAGGAGGCAGAAAUAAUGAAGAAGCAAAAAAGUAACUACGCCACAGAUGAGUGUAAUGACGAUGUGUUUUCAUUCAUAAGAUCAAACGAGAUAGACUUUAUUGAAUAUAAAGAAAGUGAAAGAAUUCUUGGUAGAACGGUGGACAUGCUAAUUUUGCAAGACUUUGAAGCUUUGUCUCCAAAUCUAAUAGCAACAAGCAUGGAGACAGUAAGAGGAGGAGGAGCAAUCGUUUUAUUGCUUGAUAGCGCCACCUCAAUAGAAGCUCUUGUCUCUCGUAGGACUGAUGUUCAUCUCGAGAUUGGCAGUGCUGAAGAAUUCAAGCCAAGAUACAACCGGAGACUGUUCAAACUGUUGAUGAGUUCGAACUUUGUGUUGUUUGUUGAUGAGCGACUGAAUGUAUUGGAUAUAAGUAAUGUUGAUCUCAAGGCAAUGCAUAAUGAUAAUUCUGGUGAACGUUCAGUCGAUGUAGCAUGUGUGGAUGAACGCCAUGCUUUGAAAAGACUCAGUAAAACAAAUGAUCAGCUAGAAGUAAUCAAAACCAUCUUUGAUGCUCUUGAGAGCUAUAACGACCGAAGAAUCGUUUCAAUCACUGCAUCCAGGGGACGUGGAAAGUCUGCAGCACUUGGGAUCUCAAUAGCACAUGCAAUACACACCGGAGUCAUGCAUAUAUUAGUCGCAUCCCCAGUAGUAGAGAAUGCUAAGACUGUGUUUGAAUUCACAGUGUCUGGGCUUGAAGCACUUGGAUAUACAAAAUAUGUGGACUUCAAGAUAAUCUAUCAGUUCCGAGGAAAUCAAAGGCUUGUCCACAAAAUACAGAUAACAAAGACAAAAAAACAGAUUGUGGAGUAUUUCAAUCCAUUAGAUGAUCUCAAGAAGUACCCGGAGAUGAUGGUGAUUGAUGAAGCAGCAGCCAUUCCACUGACAUCUCUGAUGAAGCUUGUGAAUCCUAAUCUUGUUGUGAUGGCAACAACAAUCAGCGGGUACGAAGGAACAGGAAAGGCAUUUUCUAUCAAGCUAACUGAAUUCCUCAGAAAAAGCAGCAUGGAUUCAAGCACAUUCAUAUAUAAAGAAAUAUCAAUGAAAGAAUCAAUAAGAUACGGUGCCUGUGAUCCAGUGGAACGUUGGCUGUAUAAGGCUCUGUUACUUGAUGUAUCUGCGCCAAAGAUUGAAGGAUGUCCUGCGCCAUCUGAAUGCAAUCUUUUCCAUGUUGAUAGAGAUGCAUUGCUUUCUGGUAAGGCAUCUACUGAAAAAUUUCUGAACAAUACAUUUUCUCUGUUUGUUUCCUCGCAUUACAAAAAUAGUCCGAACGAUCUUCAGAUUCUUGCUGAUUCACCACGGCAUGAAGUAUUUACACUUUUGACGCCGAUGAAGGAUGGUGGAAAGGAGCUUCCAGGCGUAAUGUGUUCGAUUCAGAUUGCAUUUGAGGGCAAAUGUAAACGAACAGGCCAUCUUAGAGAAGGUAAUCUUAUACCAUGGGUUGUCUCUGAGGAGUACCUUGACACAUCGUUUCUGGAGAGAUAUGGGAUUAGAAUUGUCAGGAUGGCAGUGCACCCUGAAUAUGCACGAAUGGGAUAUGGAACUAUGGCAUUGAAGCUGUUGAUUGAAUCUAUUUCUAAUAGUGUACUGGAUAAACUGAAUAAAGAUACAAGGAGUGGUUUAGAUGAUCCAAAUAAUCAGCCAGUGAUGAGGAUUCGGAAUAAUGUAGAAGGAAAGAUUCUAUUACAUGGGAUGGACGAAGUCAUAUUCCCAUAUGUAGACUGGAUCGGUGCAUCCUUUGGGAUUACAGAAGGCUUGCAUAGAUUUUGGUCAAGAAAUGGAUUUUUGCCUAUUUGCAUAAAGCAAGCGAUUACUCACGAAACAGGAGAACAUUCUUCUAUAUUCAUUCGAUCACUGGAUGUAUUUGAGAAUUCAUGCAUUAGAUCAUACAAUAGAAUGUUUGUGCACAGAUUCAUUAGGCUGCUGUCUAGUAGUUUUAGGCAUUUUACACCAACUCUGUCUCUUUCAUUGAUAGAAAUGAAUGCAAAAGAGCAUGAAGUAAAAGUGCCAAUGCAGCUUUUUUACGAAAGCGACGUGCCAAGAAUGAAGCAAGUGGCAGCUGGGAAAGUGGAUGUAAGCAUCGCCAUUGAUCUCAUACCUGAAGUGUCAAGAUUGUAUUUCAGUGGACAUUUCAAGCAGGAAUUAUCGGUUCUUCGGAAAUCUGUGCUAUUGAUGGUUGGGUGCCAGAAUAGAAGCAUAAAUGAAACGGCAUUGUAUCUUACGCUUAAGCCAUUCCAAAUUUCAAAUAUAUUGGCAAAAGUAUUAGAAAUUCUUAUUGAAAGCAUUCAAAAGCACACAUAUAUUAGCAAUAUUGAAUCCAAUGAAAGAUAA